Messenger RNA from Megachile rotundata (alfalfa leafcutting bee), 1537 nucleotides. Its product is annotated as golgin-45. Gene Ontology annotation, cellular component: Golgi membrane. Lineage: Eukaryota; Metazoa; Arthropoda; Insecta; Hymenoptera; Megachilidae. Gene Ontology annotation, biological process: Golgi to plasma membrane protein transport; Golgi organization. The record is from RefSeq and is a predicted model, not a curated record.
UUGUAGGCGCAUUUAAAAAUGUUCUUUUAUAUUUGUAUUCCCGCUGAUUCCCGCGCAGUCCUGCUGCCAUGUCUGUUGCUUUCACUAGUUGUAUGUGAAUGUUAUAAAUAAUAGGUUAACAAUGACGAACACAUAAAAAGUAAUGUAUUAUCUACAAUUUCUUUUUUUCAAGAAGUACUACAUUAGUAUUUUAAUUAGGAAUAAAUUAAUGUGAAAAUGGAUACUGCCUCAAACUCUACAAAAAUUGGAACACAAACCAAAUCUCAAGAUUUACAAGGAAUGGAUUGCGCUGAACGUACACAAGGUGAUGGAAUGGAAAACGUUGUAGCACAGAAAACUGAAACAAAACAAACAAAAUGUCGUCUUGGAGAUGCGCUUAUUUAUCAUCCAACAAACUUAAAACAAUUAAGUUCUAUACCACCUGUUAUGCCAAAUGGUCCAAUAAUUAAUUUAGUACCAAAACAUGUUAUUAAUAUAAAAGAUGAAAAACAUGUUUUAAAUUCAUUGAAAUCGAAAGAACCAAAGUUUGUUCCUUAUGAACCUUAUAAAGCUGCAGUUAAUCCAAUCAUUCCUUACAAUAAAAAAACUAGGAAGUUACAAAAAAGUAAUUUAAAUAUGAAUGUGACUGUCUCUGGGGUUGCUGCAAUGAAAAUUCAUGAAACAGAUGUUCCACCUAUUGAUAUUAAGAAAUCAAAUGAAGAUAAAGCUGUAGAGAGUGAAUGGAUGAAAGAAAAGAAAGUCUAUGAAGCAGAAUUACAAAAACUUAAAGAAGAAAACAGUCAACUUGAAAAUCAAUUAAAAUUUCAAGCACAGGUUAAUGGGGAACUGAAGAAUUUGCUGGUAGCUGCAGUAGGAGAAGAUCUUGAAACAAAAGUUCAUUUAUUGACUGAAGAUAAAUUACAACUUGCUCGGGCUCUUUUAAAUUCAGCUCAGCAUCUUUCAACUCAUCAAGAACAGACAGAAUGGUUGGCUGGUCAGUGUGAAGUUUGGAGGAGUAAAUUCUUAGCCAGUAGCUUAAUGGUUGAAGAACUUGCAAAAUGGAAGGCAGCUCUUGGUCAAAGGACGACGGAUCUUCAAGAAGCAAUAAAAAGACUUUUAGAGGAUCGUAAUCUCAUUCGAGAUACAUGUCUUAAAACUUAUAGAACACUUAGUAUUCUUCGUGAAAACUUCGAUCCUGUUGGAGCCGCUUCAUGUAAAAGACACGAAUUACCAACUACAAAUAUCAUAGAUUUAACACAAGGUUGCUGCCAACUCGCGGAAAUCCUAAAGGUUCAGUUAUUAAGUGGUGUAGAAAAUGUUAAUUUACAGAGAGAAAUUAAUAUAACUGGUUUAGAGAUGAAAACGGUUGCUGAAAAAACUGCAGAGCAACUACUUAUGAGUCCAAAGUUACUCAUGUCAGGAAGACAGGAUGUAGCUUGUAGUGCAGUGAUGGGAGCAGCUGUAGCAAUUGGUGGCCAAAUAUUUCUUCCACGAAGUGAUUCAAACAUAACUUGUUGUCCUCACUGUAGUGGCGAAAUUAAACAAAUUUGAAACUUUU